Molecule: messenger RNA, 2424 nt
Organism: Oncorhynchus masou masou (cherry salmon)
Lineage: Eukaryota; Metazoa; Chordata; Actinopteri; Salmoniformes; Salmonidae
Product: putative per-hexamer repeat protein 5
Exons: 2
Coding region: 1-2424 (807 amino acids)
Source: RefSeq, a predicted model, not a curated record
AUGGCAAAUUCAGUGGGGAUGACUCGUUGCCUAAGCAUCACUGGGACCGGAAGCCCAAGGGACCACACUGUCUGUGCUGCUAAGCCUAGCAUCACUGGGACCGGAAGCCCAAGGGACCACACUGUCUGUGCUGCUAAGCCUAGCAUCACUGGGACCGGAAGCCCAAGGGACAACACUGUCUGUGCUGCUAAGCCUAGCAUCACUGGGACCGGAAGCCCAAGGGACCACACUGUCUGUGCUGCUAAGCCUAGCAUCACUGGGACCGGAAGCCCAAGGGACCACACUGUCUGUGCUGCUAAGCCUAGCAUCACUGGGACCGGAAGCCCAAGGGACCACACUGUCUGUGCUGUUAAGCCUAGCAUCACUGGGACCGGAAGCCCAAGGGACCACACUGUCUGUGCUGUUAAGCCUAGCGUCACUGGGACAGGAAGCCCAAGGGACCACACUGUCUGUGCUGUUAAGCCUAGCGUCACUGGGACAGGAAGCCCAAGGGACCACACUGUCUGUGCUGUUAAGCCUAGCGUCACUGGGACAGGAAGACCAAGGGACAACACUGUCUGUGCUGCUAAGCCUAGCGUCACUGGGACAGGAAGCCCAAGGGACCACACUGUCUGUGCUGCUAAGCCUAGCAUCACUGGGACCGGAAGCCCAAUGGACCACACUGUCUGUGCUGCUAAGCCUAGCAUCACUGAGACAGGAAGCCCAAGGGACCACACUGUCUGUGCUGCUAAGCCUAGCAUCACUGGGACCGGAAGCCCAAGGGACCACACUGUCUGUGCUGCUAAGACUAGCAUCACUGGGACCGGAAGACCAAGGGACCACACUGUCUGUGUUGCUAAGCCUAGCAUCACUGGGACCGGAAGCCCCAGGGACCACACUGGCUGUGCUGCUAAGCCUAGUAUCACUGGGACCGGAAGCCCAAGGGACCACACUGUCUGUGCUGCUAAGCCUAGCAUCACUGGGACCAGAAGCCCAAGGGACCACACUGUCUGUGCUGCUAAGCCUAGCAUCACUGGGACCGGAAGCCCAAGGGACCACACUGUCUGUGCUGUUAAGCCUAGCAUCACUGGGACCGGAAGCCCAAGGGACCACACUGUCUGUGCUGUUAAGCCUAGCGUCACUGGGACAGGAAGACCAAGGGACAACACUGUCUGUGCUGCUAAGCCUAGCGUCACUGGGACAGGAAGCCCAAGGGACCACACUGUCUGUGCUGCUAAGCCUAGCAUCACUGGGACCGGAAGCCCAAGGGACCACACUGUCUGUGCUGUUAAGCCUAGCGUCACUGGGACAGGAAGCCCAAGGGACCACACUGUCUGUGCUGUUAAGCCUAGCGUCACUGGGACAGGAAGCCCAAGGGACCACACUGUCUGUGCUGUUAAGCCUAGCGUCACUGGGACAGGAAGACCAAGGGACAACACUGUCUGUGCUGCUAAGCCUAGCGUCACUGGGACAGGAAGCCCAAGGGACCACACUGUCUGUGCUGUUAAGCCUAGCAUCACUGGGACCGGAAGCCCAAGUGACCACACUGUCUGUGCUGCUAAGCCUAGCAUCACUGGGACAGGAAGCCCAAGGGACCACACUGUCUGUGCUGCUAAGCCUAGCAUCACUGGGACCGGAAGCCCAAGGGACCACACUGUCUGUGCUGCUAAGCCUAGCAUCACUGGGACCGGAAGCCCAAGGGACCACACUGUCUGUGCUGCUAAGCCUAGCAUCACUGGGACAGGAAGCCCAAGGGACAACACUGUCUGUGCUGUUAAGCCUAGCAUCACUGGGACCGGAAGCCCAAGGGACCACACUGUCUGUGCUGCUAAGCCUAGCAUCACUGGGACUGGAAGACCAAGGGACCACACUGUCUGUGCUGUUAAGCCUAGCAUCACUGGGACCGGAAGCCCAAGGGACCACACUGUCUGUGCUGUUAAGCCUAGCAUCACUGGGACCGGAAGCCCAAGGGACCACACUGUCUGUGCUGCUAAGCCUUGCAUCACUGGGACAGGAAGCCCAAGGGACCACACUGUCUGUGCUGCUAAGCCUAGCAUCACUGGGACAGGAAGCCCAAGGGACCACACUGUCUGUGCUGCUAAGCCUAGCAUCACUGGGACCGGAAGCCCAAGGGACCACACUGUCUGUGCUGUUAAGCCUAGCAUCACUGGGACCGGAAGCCCAAUGGACCACACUGUCUGUGCUGCUAAGCCUAGCAUCACUGGGACAGGAAGCCCAAGGGACCACACUGUCUGUGCUGCUAAGCCUAGCAUCACUGGGACCGGAAGCCCAAGGGACCACACUGUCUGUGCUGCUAAACCUAGCAUCACUGGGACCGGAAGCCCAAGGGACCACACUGUCUGUGCUGCUAAGCCUAGCAUCACUGGGACCGGAAGCCCAAGGGACAACACUGUCUGUGCUGGGCCCAGUAACAUCCUACGGUAA